This is a messenger RNA of Nicotiana tabacum (common tobacco), 963 nucleotides long. NCBI's taxonomy places the organism in Eukaryota, Viridiplantae, Streptophyta, Magnoliopsida, Solanales, Solanaceae. The record is from RefSeq and is a predicted model, not a curated record.
AUGUACAACAUUUUGACCCUUCAUUCUGGACAAGUUACUAAGUUUACCCUUUCCAUGUCUGAACUGAAAAAGUAUCCUCAGAUUGGCAGCUUGAUAUAUUUCCUCUCUAGGAACGGCAUUGAACAUCUUGUUCUUCAAUUUUCGGAGUGGAACCGAUACAAAUUGCCUUCAUCAUUUUUCUCGUGUUCACAGUUGAGGUAUUUAACCCAACAAAAUUGUCUAGUAUGUCCCCCACCAGUCUUCAAAGGAUUUGAUAUGUUAAUUAGCCUGGAACUGUGUCAUGUCUUAAUUUCUUCCAAGUCACUAGAAAGUUUAAUCUCUUCUAGCCCGUUUCUUGAGAAUUUAGUAUUGAAAAUCUCAGAUACUGUAAACCACAUUCAAAUUAAAGCUCCCAAGUUGAGAUCCUUCGACUUCUCAGGCUGUCUAAAACUUAUUUCCUUAAACAAUGUUCCUCAUCUUGCUAAGCUCUCUCUUUUGUAUGGAGAAUCAUUUGAGGAAUCAGAAAAAUGUGAUCUUGACAAAUUUUUUCAGUCACAUCCUGCUAUUGAGCAUCUCCACAUGGAAUACGGGAGUGUCCAGUUCUUGGUUGCUGAAGUACCAAGAAGGCUUUCCUCAGCUCUUAACUAUCUUAAAUGUCUUUACGUAUCUCUGGAUGGACUAGAUGAUCUUUCCUGUGCUCUUUGCUUGCUACGAAGCUCCCCAUAUUUACAAGAUCUUGAAGUGAAGGUAUCUAUUGAUGAAUCGGAUGAUGAAGUUGAUGAAGUUUCUACAAGCUUCUCAGAUGUGACAUUGAAUCACGUUAGGACGGUUAAAGUUGAAGGAAUAACAGGCACAAAGCUUGAUAUGCAGCUUAUCAAGCUUCUAUUGGCAAAAUCCCCAAUGCUUAAAAAGGAGCGGAGAUACUUGCAGAGUUAUCGACAUUUCAGCGGGCAUCGCGUAAAGCUGAAAUUGUAUGUCAGCUAG